AUAUCUCCAGACAAGACGGAGGCUGCCGCCUCAACGAGAAGCAGCUCCGCAGACGCGAGCCUCCCUUGGACACAACCUCAGCGGGAGGAGGUCCCACCAUGGCCAGUGGUCAUGAGCCAUAUAUUGAAAUACAUGAGCAACCUAGACAAAGAGGGAUGCGUUUUCGAUACAAAUGUGAAGGAAGAUCAGCAGGCAGUAUUCCGGGUGAACACAGUACUGAUAUCAACCGGACGUUCCCAUCUAUACAGAUCCUGAACUACUUUGGGAAAGUAAAAAUCAGAAUAACAUUGGUAACUAAGAAUGAACCCUAUAGGCCGCAUCCUCACCAGUUGGUUGGAAAGGAUUGUGAAAAUGGUUACUAUGAAGCUGAAUUUGGGCCAGAGCGUAGAGUUUUGAGUUUUCAGAAUCUGGGCAUUCAAUGUGUGAAAAAGAGAGAACUCAAGGAAUCUAUCAUUUCGCGAAUUGCUAAGAAGAUCAAUCCAUUCAAUGUUUCUGAAGAACAACUGUUGACAGUUGAAGAAUAUGACCUCAAUGUGGUGAGACUCUGUUUCCAAGCAUUCAUCUCUGAUGAGCAUGGCAACUGCACACAGCCUAUAUCCCCAGUCAUCUCCAACCCCAUUUAUGAUAACCGUGCACCCAAUUCAGCUGAAUUGAGAAUCUGUCGUGUGAACAAGAACUGUGGAACAGUGAAAGGAGGAGAUGAAAUUUUCCUCUUGUGUGACAAAGUUCAAAAAGAUGAUAUAGAAGUGAGAUUUUUCAUGAAUAACUGGGAAGCCAAGGGGAUUUUUUCACAAGCUGAUGUUCAUCGUCAAGUAGCCAUUGUCUUCAAGACACCCCCAUUUUUCAAAGAUAUCACAGAUCCUGCAACCGUGAAGAUGCAAUUGCGAAGGCCCUCAGAUCAGGAAGUCAGUGACCCUAUGGACUUUCGAUAUUUACCAGAGGAAAAAGACCCUUAUGGUCAUAAGGCAAAAAGGCAGAGGUCACCAAUGGCUUUACAAAAGCUCAUUCAAGAUUCUGGUCCCUAUGAGAGGUCUAAUGCUGCUCUGUUCCAGACUGCUACCAGUGAAGAAAAAUUCAUUAAGAAAGAAUCAAAUAUAUUUUGCUCACCGAUUGAAACAGCCAUUCCACUGCAGAAAACAUCUACAAGCACCCCUUCAUUGCAGCCAUAUUAUUCCCCUCCUUUAAACCACUUAAGUUCCAAUGGACAUCCUGGUCCACCUUUUCAAAUGACAGAGUCCAUUAAGCAGGAUGGGGUUCUGCCAUCUUGCUGGCAUUCCUCUGUUUCACCUUUAAGUGUUUUGCUGCAACAUAGAAACUUGGGUGAUGUGUUGCAUCCUACAAUGCAGAAUGGUAGCUCUCCAUUUCUUGGACAGGAAAAGAGUCUGAACUGGGCCAGUCAGAAAGAGGGGAACAUUUAUCAAGGGUUCUUUGCAACAAUGAAUGACCAUGAGUCAACAAUGACAUCAUCAUCACCUUCACCAUCAGUAUCUCAGCAAGAUAUGCAGAAUGUCUCCAGCACUAUCGACAGCCAGUCUAUUCAUCCAGUAAAUGUGGCAGUGUCCAAUGGCAUUAGCAUGGAGAUGGAAGACUCCAGAUGCUCAGAUGUUAACUUGGAAAAGUCAUCUUUUGUUCAAGCUUUAAAUCCAAGCAAUCACAGGAAGAAAGUCCAACCAUUGCUGCCUCCUGCCCUAUCAACAGUAACCACUUCUAGCUUAUCUUUGACCUCUAUGUCCAAUAUUUUUGAGACACCAACUUUUCAUUAUCUGGCUAGCCUUAAUGAAUCAGGAUUGCCCAGCAAUCCAAACACCAUAAAUAUAUCAAAUUUUGAUACUUAUAGCACCCAAGAUGAUGAGUUCCUAAAUUCCAUUGGAAGCAAUUUUGAUAGUAUACUUUAAAUAUAAAGUUUAAUUGAAGCUGACUGUUGUUCAGGUACAGUAUUCAGUGAUUUCUUUCAAUA
This is a messenger RNA of Protobothrops mucrosquamatus (brown spotted pit viper), 1957 nucleotides long. It is a transcript of the gene REL, whose product is annotated as REL proto-oncogene, NF-kB subunit. Gene Ontology annotation, molecular function: DNA-binding transcription factor activity, RNA polymerase II-specific; RNA polymerase II cis-regulatory region sequence-specific DNA binding. The coding region runs from base 99 to 1895 and encodes 598 amino acids. Lineage: Eukaryota; Metazoa; Chordata; Lepidosauria; Squamata; Viperidae. Gene Ontology annotation, biological process: canonical NF-kappaB signal transduction; regulation of transcription by RNA polymerase II; response to cytokine. The transcript is spliced from 10 exons. The record is from RefSeq and is a predicted model, not a curated record. Gene Ontology annotation, cellular component: cytoplasm.